Molecule: messenger RNA, 3447 nt
Organism: Folsomia candida
Lineage: Eukaryota; Metazoa; Arthropoda; Collembola; Entomobryomorpha; Isotomidae
Gene: Trim9
Product: E3 ubiquitin-protein ligase TRIM9
Exons: 18
Coding region: 287-2668 (793 amino acids)
Molecular function (GO): protein binding; zinc ion binding
Source: RefSeq, a predicted model, not a curated record
CGUUCGGUUGGUUCCAGCAGCGUCUCUCUCCAACUUCGCGUUGUCCUCUUUUACUCCAUUUCAUCAUGAUACUUCUCAUUUUGCAGUGAUCCAGUUAUUAAAAAAAUAAAACAACCCUUUGAAGAAUUUAUGUGCUCACUAUUUAACAUUUCUGAACUUGAGACCUAAAGAAAUAAAAAUUCGGGUAACUAGUGUAUGUGCGAGGCAACUGUUACAUAUGUAGAUUUGCAUAUAAGCAUAGUGUAAAGUUUACGUGCAUAAUUAUUUGUGUACUUAAGUGUACAAAAUGGAAGAAGAAUUAAAGUGUGCCGUUUGUAAACAAUUAUUCGCUAACCCUGUCCUUCUUCCAUGUUACCAUUCAACAUGUCUCAACUGUGCGGUGCAAAUCCAAUCCCCUGUCCACCAACAAUCCCUCCCAGCCACGUCCAACACGAACCUAAAUGGUCACCAUAGUCAUGUAUCUACCACCAACUUUCACGGUCAUUCCCACCAUAUUGUCAUCACCACUGCCACUGUUCACCACAAUAAUAACAAUGGGUCGACCCCACUUCACCAGAACCUGCAUCACAAUCAAGGUCAUCACAAUGAAAGCAAUAGUGUCAACAGUUUUCGUGCAGAUAGUGACAAAUCCUCAACAACGUCCUCCACAUCCUCGCAAACCAGUGGGGGCGAAGACUCGUCUGACAAAGUUUCCGUUUUGUCCGAGACUGAUUCUGGUGUCGUCAUUUGUUCAAAUUCAAGUCGACCCAACAGUUAUGUCAGUUCGCAUAACAUGCACGGUCUCCUCUUUCCUCCCAUCCAGUCCACAUCCUUUUGCUUAUCGUGUCCAGUCUGUCAUAAGACUGUGUAUUUUGAUGAGAACGGAGCUCACAAUCUACCAAAAUAUAGAGUGAUGCAAAAUAUUGUUGACAGAUACAUCGAGUCCCGGAACCUUGGUACGAAAUGUCAAAUGUGUGAACGGAGUCCAAAGUUAGCAACAGUUAUGUGCGAACAGUGUGAGAUUUUUUAUUGUGACAAGUGUCAGGCAAGUUGUCAUCCUCAACGUGGUCCGUUGGCAAAGCAUUCACUGGUUAACCCAACUCAGGGAAAGGUUGUGCUAAAGGAGAAAGCUGGACCGCUGGACUAUUUCAAGUGUCCGGACCAUUCCAUGGAAUCGCUCAACAUGUACUGCAUGCUGUGCAAAGUUCCUGUUUGCAUUGGAUGUCUUCAGGAUAUGAAGCACGCGGAUCACGAUGUCCAACCCAUUCAACACAUGAGCAAAGCUCAGAAAACAGACUUAUCACACAACCUGCAGCAGCUCUCGGGAAAAGCCAAAGCGGAAUCAGAAUUCAUCCAGAGAUUGAAGACCCAAACGGAGAAAAUCAAUGAAAGCAGUCUUUCAUUAGAAAAGCAAGUGACGGCCCAAGUGGACGCAAUAAUUGAAAAUCUGCAGAGGAGAAAGCACGAACUCAUGGAGUUUAUUCACAAGGAGAAGGAAUACAAGUUGCGGUCCCUAAAAGCCGAAGUUUCUAGUCAUGGACAGAGGUUGCAAAACACUACUUCGUUGAUUCAGUUCUGCAUCGAAGCCCUCAAGGAGACAGAUCCACUUGCUUUUCUUCAGAUUGGUUCCCUGCUGUUGGCUCGAGUUCGUAAUUUGGAAACCUCAUGGAUCUCUGAUUUGGACGACUCUGCCAGCGCCACUGAUGGAUCCACGAUGCAAAUGUCCUCCGGAAGAAAUGCUUCCUAUUUAUUAGCUUCCAUGUUCAAUCCGGAACUGGAUCUGACGCUGGAUGACCGUGGCGUCACUCAUGCCAUUCGUCAACUCAAUUUCAUCCAAAUGAAACCUGCUAAAGAUGGUGAGGAACGGAAGCCAGCAGCCCCUGGACCAGUCGUCAUAAUUCCUGAGGAGUGCAGUGCGGAAAAUAACAGCGUCACAAUAGCUUGGCAGCCUCCCCCAACCUCCUUUGUUGAAGGAUAUGUAUUAGAGCUGGACGAUGGAGCUGGUGGAGCAUUCAGAGAAGUUUACUGUGGGAAAGAGACAAUUUGCACCGUGGACGGUCUGCACUUCAAUUCACUGUACAAUGCACGCGUCAGGUCAUUCAACAGCACAGGCGAGGGCGGAUACUCCGACACCAUAAGUUUACAAACCGCAGAGGUCGCGUGGUUUACAUUUGAUCCAAGUCUGAUAGCGCACGGUGUUCGCCUCUUGAAUGAGAACAACACAGCAACAACCGAUUCCUACGAGCCGAGGUUGAUUUUGGGUAGCGUUGGCUUCGCACGUGGCGUACAUUAUUGGGAGUUCUCGGUGGACAAAUAUGACGCAAGCGCCGACCCCUCAUUCGGUAUUGCCAGGAUAGAUGCUGCAAAAGAUGAAAUGUUGGGAAAAGAUGACAAGGGCUGGGGAAUGUACGUUGAUCAUCAGAGGUCUUGGUUCAUCCAUUGCGGGGUUCACUCGUGUCGAACUGAAGGAGGAAUUGGGACCGGAUCAACUGUCGGGAUACUCUUGGACCUGGACCGACGCCAAAUUUCAUUUUAUGUCAACGAAGAACAACAAGGUCCAGUAGCUUUCACUAGUUUAUACGGUGUCUUCUACCCAGCUGUCAGUCUAAAUUGUAACGUCACAGUCACCCUACACACCGCCAUGGAACAUCCCGUUCUCACGGAAAAUGGGACGCUGUGCAGGCGUUAGAUUGGAUGAAGAAAUGGGUGAUUUGCAGGUUGGUUAUAAUUGCAGAUCUGCCUGUUCCUCACGUUAAUCGGAAAAAUGUUUUCCUAGCCAUGUUGUUACGACCCAUCCUUUUAAAUCUUACUACGAUUUGUCCAACUAUUGAUUUUACCAUUUUUCUCGCUUAUUUUAUUAGUGUCACUAGUACUAGUCUGUGAAACCCCAAAGUGUUUAUAUCCAGUUGUCAGUUAAAAUGUUAUGAGAUACAUUUCAUCCAAAUGUGUACAUAUAAAUCUAUAGUUGAUCUCUUUUGUACAUUAAAAUAACAUGUAACUCUCGCCAUGUGCAGUCAUAGUCAUUAAGGUUCAAGUGUGCUACAAGUUUUUUGCAGAAUACUGACGUUACGUUUAUGAUAUAAUCACAGAUGCGUGCAUUCACGUAAUUUGGAAGUUUCCUAUUUUUUAAAUUGAUACAACUGUUUAAAUAUGAGUUUGUAUUAUUCGGUGAGUUUUUUUAACAAAGUGUACAAAUAAAUAUAUGGAAAAAUUACUUGCCCAAAUAUAGAAUUGAAUAGCAAAAAAAUGAAAAUGAAGAAUUCGAAAGUACGUACCGUUUAUCUAUAUACAUAAGUUUACAAACAACUUUCGCGUAUACUCUGUCAAUGCUUAAUUAAAUGGUAAUUAAUCCAGACUGCUCUUUAGUACAAGUAAAUCAAGUAAUUAAACUGACUGUUGGCGUUUAAAUGUUUUAUACCAAUAUCGCGUCAACCUCGAUAAAUAAAAAAUUGUUGCGUUUUCAAAGUA